AUGCCUGUCUUCUCCAACAAUAAUCAGGCCGAAACGCUUCAACAGCAGCGGAUAGAGCAAGCACAGUCAGAGGCUCUGUAUAACAUGGCUCGACGCUAUUGCGAAGUAAAAGCAGAGCAAGCGCGUGAGUCGCUUCGAGCUGAAAUUGAGUUGUUCUAUCGACUUCGUCCGGAUUUGUCCCUCCCAGGAGGUGUGGGACAAUCAAUUGAGUCGAUUAACGCUAACCUUGACCACAUUGGUCGGCUUUACCCAGAAUUCUUCCCGCCGGACCGUGAAGACCUGAAUCAGGCUGAGGAUGAGGAUUUGAGUGAGGCUGAGCUGGCAGGAAAUGUUGAACUAGCUGAGUCGCUUCGACUUGAGCUUGAAGACAUUUGUCGGCCGCUUCGAUCUGACCUUGAACACUUACGUCGACAUCACCCAGAUCUCUUUCUGGCGGGAGCUGAAGAUCUGAACCAGACUGAAGACGAAACAUCGAGGAGAGUUGAAGUCGAAGAUCUAUUUGAGGGCAUGUCGAAUCUGUUUCAGCCUGAAGAUGAACGUUCGAGUGGACCUGAGGUCGAAGACUUGUUUGAGGACAUGUGGACUGACUAG
Messenger RNA from Alternaria arborescens, 591 nucleotides. RefSeq lists its product as hypothetical. The record is from RefSeq and is a predicted model, not a curated record. NCBI's taxonomy places the organism in Eukaryota, Fungi, Ascomycota, Dothideomycetes, Pleosporales, Pleosporaceae. The transcript has a single exon. The coding region runs from base 1 to 591 and encodes 196 amino acids.